AUGGAUCCGUUGGUUUUCGGCAAUAUGGAGAACACCAGCAAUAACAGGAUGGCAUGGAUUGAGUCUCAGCUCUCCUCGCUCCAGCAAUCUGUCAGCACGAUCUCCGAUCGUCCCUGCAAGGACGCCCGAGAGGUUGACGAGAAGGUUGAGCACAUCCGUGACACCACGAAAAAGCUUGCAGAAAGUAUUCACGCCCUCAUAUUUGACGAGAAAACAGCACUGUUCAACGGUAUUGAAGAAGUGAAGCAUGCUUCGAUCGACAUGAAAUCAACGAUAAAAAUCUUGCACCGGGACUUGAAUUCAUUUCAAAAUCGCUUGAAAAGUCAAGCGGGUAGUUCGACAGCAUCCCUAUCCGGUAAUCAAUUUGCCAGUCCUACCCAGUCCGACCGACGAGACAACAGGCUACGAGAAAUUUUAGAAACUCAGAGACAGAAAUUCGAGGCACAGAUUCAGGCUAUCAACGUUGAAAGAAAAGCAGCAGAAGCUCAUUGGCAAGCGGAGUUCGAGGCAUCAACGUCUGCCAGAGAGCAAAUUGAGUCCAUGCUAUCGCAACAGGUUGAGGACGAACAGGAGAGAUGCCGGCGGCUUUUCGAGUAUAUUCAGAUUCUCAAAGGAAACAUACGUGUGAUGUGUAGGAUCAGACCUAGCUUGAAGGACGUGAGUGCAGAUGAUCUCGUUGACUUUGGCCCCCCUGAGCGAGGUCAAUUGUCCAACAAUUGGGCCAAGAUGCUUCUCCCUGUCCCAAGGCAGCGAGUUACCGGCGAAAUGGUCACGGACACAAAACAGUUCGACUUUGAACGAGUUUUUGGUCCGGAUGAUUCAAACGAAUCUGUGUAUGGCGAAAUCCGUGACUUGGUUCAGAACUCCCUAAUGGGUGGGAAAGUCGCCAUAUUUUGCUAUGGCCAAAGCGGUUCCGGCAAGACUUUUACUAUGAGUCAUCGGGAAUCUGCCGACGAGCUCACUCCUCUAGAUGGUAUUAUACCACAAGCCCUGGGUACUAUGUUCCGUGCGGUGCAUGACCAGCCCCGGUUAUUUCGGUAUAGCUUUGAAUUAUCAUUGGUGGAAAUAUACAAGGACGAUAUAUUUGACCUUUUGAUAUCUCCCAAGGGCGGCCAGAAAACCAAGAUACGCAUAGACCAGGCCCAGUGGAAUCCCAUUGACAGCUGGGUUGAAGCCAAUGAGAUGUUAGAGAAGGCUUCGAGAAGUCGAGCCGUUGGGACUACGAAUCUCAAUGAUUACUCGUCGCGGUCGCAUCUCUUGUUGUUAUUGAAAACCACCAGAGAGACGCUCGAAGGGAAACGCAAGGGUACAAUAGACUCUGGCCUUCUGAAUCUCGUUGACCUGGCUGGGAGUGAGCGGGCUGCGCAAUCUGGGGCAGAAGGGGAGCAGUUGCGUGAAGGAAUUACCAUCAAUCAGUCGCUGACAUCCUUGAACCGGCUCAUCACGUCACUUGGCCAAGGCACGCAACUAUCGUUCGACUCAACCCUUACGAAGGUCUUGCGGCCCUGUUUCAGUAAAGACUGUAAGACCUUGAUGUUUGUCAAUGUCAGUCCUCUCAAAAGUGAUUUUACACAAACCGUUCAGACGUUACAGAAAGCACAGGAGGCAUCCAAAGCCAAAUUAGCUUCGUCCACCCGACGUGCCAACCCUGAAGACCCUGCGACCAACAAGGCGAAAAAGAAGUCUCCCAUCGCAGCCAGCGGCUUGCCGACCCACGAUCCAUCCCCAUUAUCAAGGAGGCAGAGCACACCUGCUGAACAUCCAUUGCGCAGAGUGGCUGGAAAAGUGUCGUCGUCUGCUAGACACCCUGCAUCAAAAUCAACCUCGACAACUAGACUGCCGGGGCUCUCCUCGAGUAGAAAAUGA
Molecule: messenger RNA, 1866 nt
Organism: Neoarthrinium moseri
Lineage: Eukaryota; Fungi; Ascomycota; Sordariomycetes; Amphisphaeriales; Apiosporaceae
Exons: 1
Coding region: 1-1866 (621 amino acids)
Biological process (GO): microtubule-based movement
Molecular function (GO): ATP binding; microtubule binding; microtubule motor activity
Source: RefSeq, a predicted model, not a curated record